Messenger RNA from Osmia bicornis bicornis, 1356 nucleotides. RefSeq lists its product as uncharacterized. Gene Ontology annotation, molecular function: nucleic acid binding. The transcript has 3 exons. The record is from RefSeq and is a predicted model, not a curated record. Gene Ontology annotation, biological process: DNA integration. Bases 1 to 1356 code for a protein of 451 amino acids. NCBI's taxonomy places the organism in Eukaryota, Metazoa, Arthropoda, Insecta, Hymenoptera, Megachilidae.
AUGACCGUCUCUCAGACAUUUUUGUGGACGGAUUCAGAAGUCACGCUUGCAUGGAUCAAAACGCACCCGUCCAAAUGGAAGGAUUACGUUCGCAACAGGCUAAUCCAGAUUCAGGAGAUUACGCAGAACUUUCACUGGAGGCAUGUACCAGCGACAGAACAGCUUCAACAGCACUCGCUUUGGUGGACGGGACCACCCUGGAUCACGCAAACGCAGGACGCAUGGCCCACUCAGACCAGUGUCGACGCAGACGAGCUAGGAGCUCCAGAAGCUCGUGCUGUGGUUUCACUGCACACGUCUAACGCAAACGUAAAGGAAUAUUCAUGGGAUUUGAUCUAUAAAUAUUCUUCUUUUCACAGAUUACUCAGAAUUACAUCUCUCUGCCUCAAAUUCGUGGACAAGCUGCUAAAAUUACAGGACGCUUCGCCCACACACGCUAUCUCAGCAGCUGAUAUGGAAAGGGCCAGAAUCUACUGGAUUCAGGCCACGCAGUCCACAUUCGUUCAAAACGAACUCGCUGCACUCGCCAAAGGAACAACGCUUCCAUGGACGCAUCCGUUUACGAGGCUCACCGCUUACCUCGACCAUCAAGGAAUCGCCAGGGUAGGCGGACGCCUCCAACAUUCAGAACUCUCGCACGAUAGACCGCUCACGCUGAAGACUUGGAAAGGCAGAGGAGCCAAGACGCCGAAAGGGUGGAUUUGUGUAUUCGUCUGCUUCGCAACAUCAGCUGUACACUUGGAAGUUGUCACCGUCUACUCAGCCGACGCGUUCAUCGCAGCCUAUCGCAGAUUCGCAGCAAGGAGAGGAAUUGCAGCCUCUCUCUACUCAGAUUGCGGCACCAACUUCCAAGGAGCGGACGCGCAGUUAAAAAAGCAGUUCAAGGACAGCACACGCGAAAAUCAAGACAUCGCAGCUCUACUCGCCAAGGAUGGUACGCACUGGCACUUCAACCCUCCUGCCGCGCCACACAUGGGUGGAAAAUGGGAGGCAGUGGUCAAGUCUCUCAAAUUCCAUCUGAAGAGGACGAUUGGAGAUGCUUUAUUGACGUUCGAGGAAUCAAUAACAUUGCUCGCGCAGAUCGAAGCCAUCCUCAAUUCAAAACCGAUGGAACCACUCAGCGAUGAUCCAGACGACAUAUCAGCCCUCUCACCAGGACAUUUCCUGAUCGGAUCGCAGAUUAACGCAGUGCCAGAGUCCACGCUUCUAGACGUCGCAGUCAACCAAUUAUCAAGAUGGCGAUUUCUUCAGCAGCGCCUCCAACAGUUUUGGAGACUCUGGUCCACGCAGGAAAUGGCCCAUGGCACGGGUUCUCAAACUCCUGCCAGGCAACGACGGAUUGACAAGAGUCGUUGA